This is a messenger RNA of Aegilops tauschii subsp. strangulata, 1032 nucleotides long. RefSeq lists its product as uncharacterized. The record is from RefSeq and is a predicted model, not a curated record. NCBI's taxonomy places the organism in Eukaryota, Viridiplantae, Streptophyta, Magnoliopsida, Poales, Poaceae. Gene Ontology annotation, molecular function: protein binding.
CAGCCACGAGACGAGAGGUGAGAUCUCGACUUGGGAACUCUCACAAGAAGACGCCGAGAGGAGAGGAGAGGAUGCUGCUGAGGAGCUCCUCCACGCCAUUCCUGCGCUCCUUCCUCACCUCCUCCUCCUCCCCUACGCCCCCUUCCUCCCUCCAGCUCCGGCGGGCCUUCUCCGACGGCCACCUCCCUUCGCUCAACCCCUCCUCCUCCGGCGACAACGACAGCAACAGAACCACCGGCCUCCACACCGAGCUCUCCUUCUCUGUCUACAACACCUUCAGCAAGGCCAAGCUGGAGCCCCACCAGGAGCAGGAGAUGGAGGAGGAGCAGGAGCAGGCGCCGCAGCCUGAGCUGCCGGAGCUGCCGCUGUUCCUGGCGAGGGGCAUGGGGAUCGACCGCCUCGCCUCCGGCCUCUUCACCGCCGGCAUGGGCUCCGAGGCUGCCCUGGCCAGGAUGGCCAGCGGGGUGGACCAGAAGGCGGUGCUGGCGCUGGACGCCCAGUACAAGGAGAUGGUGGACGAGCAGCCCGGCAACGCCCUGUUCCUACGCAACUACGCGCAGUUCCUGCACGAGGUGAAGUGUGACUCGAGAAGGGCGGAGGAGUACUACUCGCGCGCGAUGCUCGCCGACCCAACCGACGGCGAGAUCAUGUCGCAGUACGCGAAGCUGGUGUGGGCGGUGCACCGCGACCACGAAAGGUCCCUCACCUACUUCCAGAAGUCGGUGCAGGCGGCCCCGCGGGACAGCCACGUCCUCGCGGCGUACGCCAGCUUCCUGUGGGAGCAGGACGAGGACGAGGACGACGACGGUGGUCUUGGGGGAGGCGAGCAGGGAUCACCCGGGCGUGCUACGCAGCCGAGGCAGCUGGCUUCCACGGCCGUUUGACUACCAGGGUGGCCGAGAUGGGCUAACGAUGUGCUUGCUGAGGAUGAUCAUGCUUGUAGUAUUGUGUUUCCGUGUAACCUGCAAAAUGUUUGGACGGUCGAGGUGCGUGCACUUGCUACAGAAUAAAGAACGUAAACGGUUGAGGGAA